AUGGCACAAGCGUACCUCCUGCGCAAGGAGCUUAGGACCGUUGGCAACCACCCCCUGAAGGCGGUCUGGGAGGACAACCUCGCUCUUCGGAUCCACAGCAUCCUCGAGUCCAAGGGGGUGAAGUGGACGAGCACGGACGUCGCUCGCAUCGGUUUCGUCGGAGACCUCUGCGGCGAAGACGGUCUCGCGGUUGCCAAGGAGUGCAAGCAGCUUCUCGUGGCGAACGAGAUCCUCGACGUCGAAGUCGAGAUCCGCGAGUCGGUCGUGACCCGCUACGUCGGCCCCACACUCCGGAAGCGCGCCCGCUCCACCCCCUGGGCCGAGGGCACCGGCGGCUUUUACGUCACCGGCGACGACUCCAAGCUCUAUCUCGUUACUGCCCGCCACGUUGUGUUCAAACCAAACCGAGCGGACAACGACACGUACGAGCGUAAGUUCUCCAGUCAGCCUCGUGUCGACGUCGCCCUCUUCGGCACUGCCGCCUUCAACAGCUACGUCAAGCGGAUCAAGCGAGCCAUCGGAGAGAAGGCGAUGAUCCUCGAGUUCCAGGAGAGGCGUGUCAAGGAGGCCGUGGAAGGUCAUGAUGGAAUGGACGCGGACGAGGCUGCGCGGGUGCGCGCUAAUGCGGAGGGACUCGUGAAGGAGGCGAAGGAGGCGAUCGUGGCUUUCAAGAAACUCUGCGACGACGCUACGUCCGCUUCUCCCCUCCCAUCGAACUUGGUGAAGUAUACCCAGGACUACGCCCUCGUCGAGAUCGACAGCUCCAAGAUCGACGCCGCCAGCUUCACCCGCAACGCCAUCGACCUCGGUAACCAGAUCGGGCCCGCCGAGUUCGCUCGUUUGAUGUUCCCCAACCCCGAGAACCGCCACGCCUUCGAGUACCCGACCAACGGCCUCUUCAAGGUCCAGGGUAUCAUCUCAGACGAAGAGAUGCGCCGCCCCACCAUCUUGGACCAGAACGACGAUCCGUGCCUCAUCGUCAUGAAGCGCGGCAAUACCACUGGUCUGACCGUCGGCCGCGCUAACGACAUCCUUUCUUACGUGCGCAACUACUUCGACGACGGCGACACUCAGACCUCAAAGGAAUGGGCCAUCUUCUCUUACGACGACAAGUCCGGCCCCUUCUCCGACGAGGGCGACUCCGGCUCGGGCAUCAUCGACUGCCUUGGACGUCUCGGCGGUCUUCUCACCGGUGGCGAUGGCGUUACCGAGUACUCCAAUGUUACGUAUGCCACCCCCAUCUCCUUCAUCCUCGACAGCCUCAAGGCCAACGGGUACAACGUCACCGUCGAGGCGACUCUCAGCGCCUAG
Messenger RNA from Sparassis crispa, 1311 nucleotides. RefSeq lists its product with no specific name. The coding region runs from base 1 to 1311 and encodes 436 amino acids. The record is from RefSeq and is a predicted model, not a curated record. The transcript is spliced from 5 exons. Lineage: Eukaryota; Fungi; Basidiomycota; Agaricomycetes; Polyporales; Sparassidaceae.